GGGCGGGCCCCGGCGCUCCCGAAGGGGGCCUAUAUAAGUAGACUCGCUUGGCUUAUAACGCGAUCCAACACAAUCACUUCUGCCUCAUCAACCAGACAUGCGUCCUCCCGUGCUGUUUCUCUUGUUUUGCCUCGGCCUUGCGGUUGCCCAGCACAAUCAACCGUAUCAACCGACCACACCGGUGCCUAUCUUAAAGCAAAUAAACAAACACAACGAGGACGGUAGCUACAGUUACGGCUUUGAGGCAGCGGACGGCUCGUACAAGAUCGAAUCAAAGUAUCCGACCGGCGAGGUUUAUGGCAAGUAUGGCUUCGUGGACGACUCAGGGAAUUUACGCGAGAUCGAGUACGGCGCGUCCAGACGUGGCUUCGAGCCGAUCGGUCCUGGGAUAAACGUGCCCCCGCCAACCUUGACCGGCAACAGCAUCGCCGGCGCCGGGAACGAGCCCGAGGAUGACGGACAGUACCGCGAAGACCCGGCGAUCUAUCACACCGAUCCGCGUUACACCAACGGAGAACGUUACGAACUGGCGCCUAAACAUAGACAACAACCGAUCAUCUACAAUCAGAUCGCGCCGGCACCGGCGCCAGUAGCUUACAAUCAACCGAGGUAUAAUGCGCCCGUCAAUUAUCAACCGGCGACGGUAAGCCAGCGGAUCCAGUCGGAAUAUCGACCACAGUAUCGAUCGCAGAAUCAACCACAGUAUCAAGGUCAGCAAUUGCAAUCCACGUAUCCUUCACCUGCGAUUCCAGCCCGUCCUCAAGGACACUCCACGACCAGUAUCGACGUCAACGCCGGUUUAGCGUCUUACACAGUUAAUUACAAACGAUAAGGGAAAUGAAAGGAAUAAGAAAGGAAAAAGAAAAGUAAGAGAAAGAGAGAAUUUUUUGUGUCAUGUGUAUGUACAUAUAUGUCAUUGUUCAUCGAUAUUUUAAGAUUGUUAUUGUCUAAACGUGUGUUUGUUUAAUUAUUAAUAUUAUUAUCUGAAUAUUUCUCGGUAACAGAUUAAUUUUUCAUGUGUUAAUUUAGCGAUAGAUAAUGGCAUACAGUUACAUUGGUAGGUAUUUAUGACUAAUUUUGUGUGUGUGUAUUUUGGAUUAUACUUAAUUUUUUCAUCCUCGCGAGUUUCGAAUGAGACGAUAUUUUCUACCUCUAUUUUCCGAUGUUUCCUCUACUUCUUUUGCUUUAAGAGUUUCUAUCUCUUUUCUAUAAUUAAUUAAAGCAAAAUUACAGCUCUUCUAUGAUUUAUUUGUUUUUAAUUUCAACUUGCACGUGUUUACUUUUUCCUUCUUUCAUUUGCAAUGACACACAUCAGCAUGAAGUUAAUUUAUGUGACCAUAUACGAAAGGCUUUCUGGUAUUAUGCUCACCCAUUUCGAUAAGUAACUUGAAAUUCGUCAACAGAUCAAUCUUGCAAUCUUAUUUAUAUAUAUUUAAAUAUACGUAUCAUAUACAACAUGUGAAAAUAGCAUGUAAUAUUAAGCGAGGCAAACCGAGCGAAGUAAGUAGGAUACUAUCUACAAGAUCAAUAUCGCGCGUCAGACUUGACGAUUCGCAAAAAAGGUAAUAUUGAACGAUUUUGAUCGGCUUUAUAACGAGAUAUAUUGAGCAAUAUAUGUGUAUAAUUGAAUCAUCUCUAAUUACAACGUAAGUACUUGGCAAUAAAUUUCAGUUGUAUGCGUCAGGUGCAUGCGCAACGUUAACGGAGUUUCCUAAAUUCUUCUAUUUAAUAAUUGAAAACGCAGUCAGUAUUUUUCUCCCGCGUACAAGGAACGCUGUUGGGCUAUACUUGACACACCCAAGAAUUUUAUCGUUGUGUAACGCUUAAAGGCACCCGUACGUACUACCUUCGCAGUCAGUCUUUUCGAUAGUAUGCUUAAUAAAAAUCUUCACGACAAAUCAAUCAAAUCUUCAGUAUUUGAGAGACUUUAUUAUCUGCAUUUUUUUAGGACUCAUUUUCAUUUUAAUUUUUAAAAAGUUAAUGGAUUCUAAUUCAUAAUAUAGCAUUUCGUCAUUACAGGAAGGUAUGUUUCACAUUUUUGUGUGUACAUGAAGAACUUGGAAAUUUAUAGAACUUGGAACUUUUGACUACAAUAUUGUUAGUUGUUGACGAAAGUGAUAUCACAAAAAUG
Messenger RNA from Camponotus floridanus (Florida carpenter ant), 2131 nucleotides. RefSeq lists its product as uncharacterized. NCBI's taxonomy places the organism in Eukaryota, Metazoa, Arthropoda, Insecta, Hymenoptera, Formicidae. Gene Ontology annotation, molecular function: structural constituent of chitin-based larval cuticle. Gene Ontology annotation, cellular component: chitin-based extracellular matrix. The record is from RefSeq and is a predicted model, not a curated record. The coding region runs from base 98 to 832 and encodes 244 amino acids. The transcript has 4 exons.